Messenger RNA from Closterium sp. NIES-67, 4108 nucleotides. The record is from the annotation of a GenBank genome assembly. Lineage: Eukaryota; Viridiplantae; Streptophyta; Zygnematophyceae; Desmidiales; Closteriaceae.
GAACAGCCAAAGCACUGCUGGUUCGCUACUUUCGGCUGCUCGUCAAGCACUCCUGGCGAUGGGCCCGAUAGAAUCUCCUUUCCAGCGUCACCCUCCCAGUCCAAUGCGUUCGAUCCCGCUGCACUCCAGUGCAGCCGUACGAUCCCUCCAAUCGCACCGCGCCUGCGGCGGCUCGUACGCCCAAGAUCCAACGCUGCGGCGAUCCGCAGCGAAGGUGGAAGUGCAUUUCGACGGCAAAAAGCGGCCCACGUCGUUUCUGGGAUGGAGGUUGCAGCGAGCGCGCGUUGGGAAGCAGCCGCAGUAUUGUAGCCGUCGCCGGGGGGAAAUACAGGCGGCGGAAACAGUAGCAAGGUUUGAGACGUCUCAUUACUCGACGUCUCAGCACACGUCGUUGUUGGGAUGGAGAUUGCAGCGAGCGAAUCUAGGAAAACACUGCUGCCGGCAGCCGCAGGAUCGUAGUCGUCGCCGGGGGGAGAUACAGGCGGCGGGAGCAGCCGCGGGAAGAGGGCGGUCAGGCGCGGGAAGGGGGGAAGGGGGGGGAGCGGGCGGAGGGGGAGCGGCGGAUGGCGGGUUGGGAUUGGCGCGGAGCGUGGCCGAGGAGCUGCCGGAUGGGCGGAAGCACGAAUUCGCUACAGUGCAGCACUGCGAGGACUUCUGGCUUAUAGUGAGAUACCUGAUGCCGCUGGCCUUCCACGCGCCUGCUCCAGGCGCAGGUGGCUUCUCAGGUGAAACCUCAGAUGCCACACCAGAUUGCGGCAACCUGAGUGGCGCGGAGUGGCAGCAGGCCGUGAAGCUGAGGCUGCAGCAGAAGCACCGACCAGCAGCAGACCGGGCAGAUGGGGCAGGCGGGGCAGACGGGGCAGACGGGGCAGACGGGGCAGACGAGAGGGUCAGUAGUGCCAAUGGGAAUGGCAGAGGGGAUGGCAACGAUGGUAGAGCUGGGGGUGAUGAUGGAAAGAGGAGAUACGAUUUCGUGCGCUAUCCACUGGUUCGUCUUAUUCACCGCAGUCGGGAUUGCUCGCCUGUCACGGAGCCGCUGCUGGGCGGCGUGAGCUUGGACGUAGUGACGGAUAUGGCCGGCAAGCUCACCCAUGGCAGUGGCGUGACAGCAGUGGCCGCUCCGCAGCUGGGAGCCCUGCGUGACGUCAUCCUCACCACUGAGGAACCUUCGGAGAAGCUUCCGGCAUCUCCAGGCGCUUCGGUACGCAGCAGAAGGGGAGGGGGGAAUGGGGUUGACAUUAGCAGCAGCAACUUCGACAGUGCUGCCCCCACCACCGAUCCCAGCUGCAGCAGCAGCAGCAGCAGCAGCAGUAGCAGAAGCAGCAGUAGCAGUCGGGGUAAGGAGCUGGGUGGCAUUCUUCGUCCUACUGCCGGGCCAAAAGUGCAUGUGUUGUGCAACGCGCGCGUUGUUCAGAUGCCGAGGGAGCGGGUGGAGCAGCUCGAGACCUGCCCCUGCCUACCUGGCCUCCCUUUCAUCGUUCAGAGGCCUCCCUGGGUGCGUGUUAUGGCUCAUGACGAGCACUAUCAGCAGCACAUGUACCUGUUCAAGGGUGCAGCAGCCCGCUCUAUCCUGCGAGCCAUGGAUCAUUGCCAUGGGCGGCUGCUGCUGGACAUGCCUGCUCCCCCUGCCCCACAUAGUCAGAAGCAGCAGCAACAAUGGAAGCCACAGAAGCAACAGCAGCAGCAGCUGCGGUGGCUUGAGUUUGUCGAGCCGACCACGUGCAGAUUCGUUCCUCCCCGCAUGGACAACGAUCGUUGCUUUGCGGCGUACCAUGAAGCGGGGCAUGCUUUGGUGGGGGCUCUAAGUCCGCUUGCUAGGGUGGAGGGGGUGUACCUGGAGGAUGAGGGCCAAUCAGCAGCGCUGGGAGGGCCCUACCGGCCAGUAAAGUAUGCUGGGGGGACGGACAUUGUUUGGCGGGGGGAGAUCCAGCCAAUGCCGCUGCGACAAGUGGUGGUGCAUGCCAUGGCGGUGUGGCUGGCUGGCAUGGCAGCAGAGGAGCUGAUGUUUGGCCGGGUCGACUACUUCACCCGAUCCGACGGCUGGUAUUCCUUCUCAGACGAUCUUGCAAAUGCCGCUGCUCUCGCCACAGCCUUUGCCCUCAUCUGCCGAGCGCCCGAAGUGUGGGGAGCAGCAACCGCAGCACCAGAGGGGGAAGGAGAGACCCAAGGUAGCAGCAGCAGCAGCAGCAGCAGCAGCAGCAGCAGUACCAGCGCAAGGGAAGCAGAGUUCCAGCAGCUGCUGCUGAGCGCCCUCCACACGCCCCGCAUCACAGGCUGGCGCGUGCCCUCCUCCGCUUCCUUCCACGACCUCUUCGGGGAGGGGCCGCAGGACCUGAGGGGCUGGCCUGGGGAUAGGAGAGGAGAGGAAGAUAGAGCAGCAGCAGCGGCAGAGGCAGGAGAAGGAGCAGCAGCAGCAGGAGGAGGAGCAGCAGGGGCAGCAGUAAGAAGGGUGGGGAGAGGCCUAGAGAUGCCAGGAGUGGGCGCUCACGAGCAAAGAGUGCUGCAGCUGGUGCAGGAGGGGAUGGCCUUGGCCUCUUCCACUCUCCGUCAUCACGAGUCUGCACUCCAUGCCAUUGCAUGGCAACUCAUGGACUCUGGCGAGGUGGAUGAGGGCGAGAUCGCUGCUGCUGUCGCGUCUGCUGAUUCUAUUGCAAACACAGCAGCCGUGGCUGUGAAUCCAGCUGCAACAGCUGCUGCAGGGUGAUCCCCUCCCCGGGAUACCAUGUCCUGCUGCUGUUGCAUCUGGUAGACGUCGCUGUGAAACCCUCUGCAUCAGCGGCUGCAGAGUAAGAACUCUCCUCAGUGCGGCAUCAGGUGCUGCAGCUGGUGCAGGAGGGAAUGGCCCUGGCGUCGUCCACUCUCCGGCGUCACAAGUCCGCUUUGCAUGCCAUUGCAUGGGACCUCAUGGACGCUGGAGACGCGGAUGAGGGCGACAUCGCUGCUGCUGUCGCGUCUGCCGUGCCUGAAUUUGCCGGUGCCCCUUCUACCAUGGAUCACAAGGGUGUGAUCCUUGUGAUCCUUCUCACAACUGCACCUGCAUCAGCGGCUGCUGGGUGAUCCUUCUCGGUGUGCCAUCGGGUGCUGCAGCGUCUCGGGUUGCUUGCCAGUGCCGUGUCUAACGUGGAACACGAGGCUGUGACUGCACUUGCACCAGCGGCUGCAGGGUGUUCUUUUCCAGUGUGACAGCACGGCUCUCAGCUGGUGCAGGAGGGAAUGACCCUUGUCUCUUCCACCCUUCAGCAUCAGGAGUCUACCCUCCAUGCCAUUUCGUGGCAGCUGGUGAACUCUGGUGAGGAGGAUGGGGCACGUAUUGCUGCUGCAUCAUGUGCCUCAGGUUCAGGUUCAGUUUGUAGUUCGGCUGUUUCUAGGUACACACAAGCAACGGCAGCUGCGCCACCUACUCUUGAUGCUGUGGGUUGCUGCUGCCCCUCAGGCAAUGUUGCAGCUGUCGCCUCAGGGGUUGCAGGUGUUGCUGCUACUCCUCCUGUGGCUGAUUACACAGAAUCUAUGGCUGUGGUGCUGGCUGCUGCAGUGUAGCGAGACGGUCAGUAUGCGUGAAUGGGUGAAGGUUGUCAAACAUAUAUUGUAUGUUUCUGUUGACAAUCUAGGGUUGUGCCUUCGGGAGUACAACCCAUUAGGGGCCCCGUCACCUUGCGGCCCCGCGGCCCCGUCCCCUAGCGGCCCCGCGGCCCCGUCCCCUAGCGGCCCCGCGGCCCCGUCCCCUAGCGGCCCCGAGUCCCCGUCCCCUGGCGGCUCCGUGGCCCCGUCACCUAGCGGCCCCGCGGCCCCGUCACCUAGCGGCCUCGCGGCCCUGUCCCCUAGCGGCCCCCCGGCCCCGUCACCUAACGGGCCCGUGGCCCUGUCACCUCGCGGCCUCGCGGCCCCGUCACCUAGCGGCCCCGCGGCCCCGUCCCCUAGCGGCCCCGCGGCCCCGUCACCUAGCGGCCUCGCAGCCUCGUCCCCCAGCAGCCCCGCAGCCCCGUCCCAGAGCGGCCCCGCGGCCCCGUCACCUAGCGGCCCCGCGGCCCCGUCCCCUAGCGGCCCCGCGGCCCCGUCACCUAGCGGCCUCGCGGCCGCAAGUGCCAUGCAGGCCUGUCGUUAUCAGGGU